Molecule: messenger RNA, 2399 nt
Organism: Calypte anna (Anna's hummingbird)
Lineage: Eukaryota; Metazoa; Chordata; Aves; Apodiformes; Trochilidae
Gene: DUSP14
Product: dual specificity phosphatase 14
Exons: 3
Coding region: 388-984 (198 amino acids)
Biological process (GO): protein dephosphorylation
Cellular component (GO): cytoplasm
Molecular function (GO): MAP kinase tyrosine/serine/threonine phosphatase activity
Source: RefSeq, a predicted model, not a curated record
AGAACCGGGCGGGCCGGGCUCCGCCGUAGCCUGGUAACCGCGGCUCGGCGGGCGGAGGGCGGCCCCGGCAGCGCCGCGGUCAGGUGGCAGCCCCGGAGACGGAGCCCGGCUGCCGCCCGAUAAAAACUCCUGCCCCACCGCUGCCCGCCCGGGAGCGCGGAGGAUCCGCCGAGGAACCAUGCACACCACUGGACACACUCUGUGAGACAUCUCCUCUCCAGCCGCCCGCAGCAUCCCCGUCUCCACCCGUGGUUUGCAGCAGCAGUUUGGUACCUACCUGACUUAGCGGAAGAAGCUCUCGCACCACCAGCCCAAACAAUCCUUCCCUUGGCUGAAGAUCCCGUUGAGUCUCUUCCCAUAAUGGAAGUGUGAGUGCCAAGCUCCUCCAUGACCUCCAGAAGCCACAACUCCUUACCGAGGACUCUGAUGGCUCCACGAAUGCUUUCCGAAAGCACCCUGGGGGGCAUCGCCCAAAUCACCCCCUCCCUCUACCUGAGCCGGGGCAGCGUCGCUUCCAACCGGCACCUGCUCCUCUCCCGGGGGGUCACCUGCGUCAUCAACGCCACCAUCGAGAUCCCCAACUUUAACUGGCCCCAGUUUGAGUACGUGAAAGUGCCUUUGGCCGACAUGCCCAACGCCCCCAUCUCCCUCUACUUCGACAGCGUCGCCGACAAGAUCAACAGCGUGGCGCGGAAGCACGGCGCCACCUUGGUCCAUUGCGCCGCCGGCGUCAGCAGGUCGGCCACCCUCUGCAUCGCCUACCUGAUGAAGUACCACAAGGUCUCCCUCUUCGAGGCGUACAACUGGGUCAAAUCCAGGCGCCCCAUUAUACGCCCCAACGUGGGCUUCUGGAGGCAACUGAUAGACUACGAGAGGAAGCUCUUUGGGAAGACGACGGUUAAAAUGGUACAGACACCGUAUGGCAUCAUCCCAGACCUUUACGAGAGAGAGAGGAGACCCCUGAUGCCUUACUGGGGAAUUUAAUGUGACUGCAGAUGGGAAGCACAACGGAAGGGACACGCUGUUCUGAGUCGACCAGACUGGGGACAUUCCCUUCUCCUUCUACAGCCAACUUUGGUUCUUUACCAUACAGCAGAACCUCAACUAAUUCUCACCUCACCCGCAAGGCCAACGAUUCCCUUCAAAGCGUUUCUCUCUACAGGGAUCCCCCCAUCCGCACUUCUCUGAUUUAGCAGAACGAGGUCUCCUUCUAAGUUUAUUCCUUUCCAUAAGGCCUCCUUCCCUUUUUUAGUCAAUUUAUUAGUACCCUACAAGGAAAGGCCCAAGAGGCGUUUGGCAGAGUUAAUGAACAAAGCGCGCUUUGUGAUGCGGUAGCCUGGAUGUUUUGUUAAUAGCUUGUUUGCUUCCUUGCAAAAUCCUGUAGUGGCUAGGGAGCAGCACUAGCACAGAGCCAGCAAGGCCCUUCUCCCUGGCAGUGGGUUUUUCCAAGAGCCAGGAAGGCAGGUGUGCAGGGUUGGGGUGCUAGUGCUGGUGUUUUCUUUAACAUCUGUAGUGACUCUCAGUAUAUAGUGUUUGAGAUCUUUAGUCAGCUCUUAAUCUGUAUUAAAAGUAAAAAAAAAAAAAAACACAAAACACAAUGGAAAAACGAACAAAAAAAAAAAAGAGUGAAGUCAGUCUGUGUCGGCCACAAGUAAAAUAAAAUUUGAAAUAUUCAGAUUAAAUAAAUAUGAGAUCUUUUUUUUUUUUUUCCACUCAUUCCAUGCCAGGGCAGUAGUCCUGGAAUACACUUACAGUACCUGAAAAAUGCUGGUGUGUUUUGUGGGUGGAAAGUAAACAGAGAUCUUGUCCAAACGUGGCUCAAGACAGACAGGAGAGGUUAACCCUCCCUGCACUGACACCCAAAGAAACCUUCAGGAACCUGUCUGUGCGUGGCCACCUGCCAAAGGGGCUGGGCUGUGUUAGCUCAGAGUCAGUCACCCAGUCAGUGGAAAGUAGGCAAAACCGCUCCAUUACUUAGCUCCAAGUAUGGUUGUGAUCUGCCUUAGCCCAUUUCUCAGUCACUUUCUGAUGUCCUCAAGGUUAUGUUGCAAUCUAGAAUUACUCUGCACAACCGGCGAUCCGUCCCACCUCCCGGACAAGGAUGGUUUUCCAGAGGAGGCUUUGCCUUGUUCUGCCUGUGACAAGAACGAUUCCAACCUGAGAGGUGGGAGAAGCCUUGCCCUGGCAUUGCUGCUGCCUCCUGCCCACUGGUCCCCUCCCCGUGGGGCAGGGAUUGGUUUUGUUGGAUUGUACCUGGCCCACCAGGACAGCAGGGCAAGUCCUCCGUGAGACAUUCGUGUCCUCCUCUGUUGCAUCUCUGAAGGAGGAGUAGGCAGAUUGCUGGAUGUCAGAUAGCUAUCUGAUUUAAAUGAGAUUCUAUACUUGUAAAAAAAAAAAAA